Silurus meridionalis is the source of this 1107-nucleotide messenger RNA. It is a transcript of the gene mtif3, whose product is annotated as mitochondrial translational initiation factor 3. The record is from RefSeq and is a predicted model, not a curated record. The transcript is spliced from 5 exons. Bases 206 to 967 code for a protein of 253 amino acids. Lineage: Eukaryota; Metazoa; Chordata; Actinopteri; Siluriformes; Siluridae. Gene Ontology annotation, molecular function: ribosome binding; translation initiation factor activity. Gene Ontology annotation, cellular component: mitochondrion. Gene Ontology annotation, biological process: ribosome disassembly; mitochondrial translational initiation.
GCCAUUACUCUUACGUCAUCAACUCGCGCCGAUGUGUAAACUCUCCCCAGGCGAGAAGGUUCGUGUUUCAAGGCUGAUUUUCUGUUUGCAGAAUGUCUUUAGGUUGUCUGAGGUUGGCCCUGAGCCGUGCAGCACGAGCUUCAUGUCCCUCUGCGAGCCCCGUGACGCUCCUGCUGCUGUAUAAACCCCAGUCGAGCAGAACCACAUGGGGCUCCGUGGGCAUAAAGCUCCAGCAGUGGACGCUGUUCUCCACCGCAGCGGUGAUGAUGGAGACACCGCAGAGACUGAACUGCAGGAGAAGAAAAAGAAGAAGAAGCAGGACCUGAAGGUCCGGCCCACCAUCAGCAGCGUGGGCAGGAAGAUCCACCAACGCCACCUGCUCCUGCUGGACGAGGAAGGCGAGAACCUGGGCACCAUCCACCGGGCCGACGCCCUGAGGCUGAUGGAUGAGAGAGGGCUGAAGCUGGUGCCUGUGAACGAGAACGCGGAACCGCCGGUGUACCGGCUCAUGAGCGGCAAACAGAUUCACGAGGAGCAGAUGAAACUGCGGGAGAAGCAGAAGAACAAGGGUACAGGUGCUGUCCAGGUGAAGGACCUGACUCUGUCUUCAGAUAUCGCUUUACACGACCUGGACACCAAACUGAAACAGGUAACGAGUUGGCUGGAGAAGAAACACCACGUGAGACUGACGCUGAAGCCGAGACGAGACCGGAGCGAGAAGGCGCUGGACUCUCUUCUGGAGGAGAUGGUCGGGAGAAUUACGGCUCCGCUUGGCUUUAUCAACAAACCCAAGCUGAUCCGUGAGGGCAAAGCAGCGAGCUGCGUCCUGCGUCCUCCGUCUGCCAAAGAGCUUCAGGGGACACGACCUGCAACACCGACCUCCUUCAGCACCAUCAAACCGAACCCCGAGAAACACGAAGCAGCUGAACCUCCAUCAGAGCAAGGACAAGACUCUCAGCAGCACUGAUAAGAAUUGACUGUUCUGGAACGUUCUAGUAUUGUUGGAUGAAUAAUGAUAUAAUAGACACCUUCAUGGAGAAGGUUUUGGUGCAGCCGGGGUGUGUGCAGCUGAACGCUCGCUCCUGUUGGUGGAAGGACAGGAUGUGG